GUCCGGCGCGUCCUACGCCGGCUCUGACGGCAGGGCUUGAACAAAUGACGGCGCGCCGGGAAAGUUUUUCCUAAAGCUGCCGGGCUGCGCUUUCGGCGUCUCGGACCCUCGGCUCUAAAAUGGCUGGCUGUAGGUCCGAGGAAGCUCCGGUGCUACGGGAAGGAUCCGCUCCACACCGCGAUUGUCUGUAAAUGUACAUGUUUCUCUACUCCGAGCGACGCGUUGGUGUUGGCGUUGCCCCAGAAAUAUAAGUAGGUAUGCCCCAAAAUGGAUUCUCAGUUGGUUUCAGUCCUGUCCGGUGGCAGCCUGGAUGUCCAAAAUGGCAGCCGGUGUGCAGAGGGUUCAGGGCCAGUGACAAAGGACAAAACUUCACUCAGUACUGUACCAGGUAACCUCCAGCCAUGCCCUGUCAAAGCAGCAGUGACCAUCAUCAGACAAGAUGCUCCUUCAGUCAAUGGGAAAAAGCCAGAGGUGGGCGGGAAAUCUAAGCCAGCCUCUCAGGAAACAAGUAGGAUUGGUGGAUUCAGGCAGCCAAUUACAGUAAAGACUGGAGUGCCUGUUCUGCGGAGCCAACCAAUCAGAAUCAAAAUUGUUGUUCCCCCACGGUGCAAGAGGCCAAUCAACAACUCCGCCAUCAGCCUGACCAAAGACUUUGCUCGCUCACAUUUCAGAAGACCUGUUUUGGUCUCAAGGAAGCUCAAGGAAGUUACUCAUAAUAAGACUGAAGAACCUAAACCACAAUCAUUCCAUGGGACAGAGACCGAGGGAGCGGAUAAAAUGUGCAAAGAGAGAGAUGUUUUGGAUGCUAAAACCAUACACACUCAUAGGUCAGAAACUCCUUAUAAUACUGUUAAAAUACUGAGCCAGAAGGUGAUUAAAGAGGAAACUACAGAGAGAGAAACUGAGGUAAAUAUUCCUCUAAUUUUGCAAGGAAUGGACUUGAAGUCAUGUAAAACGUUUGAUGCGGUGGUAAUGGAGGAACAGACGGAACCACUGGACCUGACUUUGCCCAAGAAAAGAGAGAGUCCAGAGAGGAGGGGUGGGCGCUUUCUGGACGAUUCUGGCUGUGAGACCUCACUGAUUAUGGAAGUAGAUGAAUAUGAGGGAGAAGGAGACAGAGACAUAGUAGAAGAGGACGAUGAUGAUAAAGAGGACUCUGUGCUGUGUAUGGAUGGCACGAAUACACUUGAAGACUCUCUUCUGUCUCCCUCUUUCUUUUCUACCUCUGUUUUCACCUCCCUCUCCUCAAUAGACUCUGACACGGAAAACAUUCUUCUCAUAGACGACCAGGGAAUCCCGUAUACUCUCAGUCCAGAUGGACUCAAAGUGCCGCAAGUCGAUGCAUCCACGUCAGAGGAUCCCCAGUCAGAUCAGCCUAAUUCCGCAGAGGUAGAAGGAAAGGGGUCGUCACAGUUAGUAGAUCCUAGUCUCAGCCAAAGUUUAGAUAAUGCACUAAAUGCACCUUCUGAUGAUCUUUACCCCUCACCAGCGCCUGCUACUGAUUCACUAUCACUAGGUGCUGAUCAGACAAAAGCUCCAGAGGUCUUCACAAGUUUGACUAAGAACUCAGAUCCCUCAAAGGCCGCAGAGCCAAGCAUUAAAGCUGUUCAGGAGGCUAGUGCUGUUCUGUCCCCUUCCUCUGAGAUGUCAGUCCCCAGCCAGCCCAUUCAGAUCCUCACAAACCCUUCAAACAAUGCUCCUAUUCUCCUCUUGUCGUCCUCCUCUUCCUCUUCUCAGCUGUCCUCUGCUCCCGUGGGUCUCUCGCUUCCCCUCUCUGUCACUCAGACCUCACCUGGUGCUUCCACACCCAUGUUUCUUCUCCUCUCCUCUGUACCCUCUUCCUCUGGUGACUCUGCCUCUACCUCCACCCCUAUCGCUGUCCUUGAUCCCUCGACAGGUCAGUUGGCCCAGAUCACUGCAGCAUCAGCCCCGGUCUCCCUCCCUUUGUCCUCUGGUCAGGUCAACACGCUGGGAUCACCUCUGCCCACGCUGUCUCACCCCGUCAUUAGACUGAGCGCCAAUGACCCCCCUGUUAUCCUGUCAGGAGUGAAUAACGUAAACUCCGGGUCUGUUCUCACCUCUCUCGCUGUCUCUUCGUCCAGCCCUGUUCUCCAGAAUGACCACCACAGCAUGACUCCCGUCAUCCACACACAGAUCACCUCUUCCGAUUCAAACCCUGGAAGUGAAGCCAUAUCUACCGAAGAAGUCUCAAAUGAAGACAACAAGCCAUCAGCUUUUACAGCAUCCACUCCAUACCCACAGUCUGCCAGUCUGACCUAUGACCUUUCAGCUCAGCCCAGCUCAGAGGCAGAAGCCCAAUCACCAGCCUCAGAGCACAAUUUUGACCCCUCAGACCUGCACACAGAACAUUUGCCUCUGGAUGACCAUCUUUACUUCUCAAACACAGCUGCCCCACCAUCCCCUCCCAUUGGACCCAUACUCCAAUCUGGUAAACUCGACCCCCUCGACCCCCUGGAUCCCCUCUCUCCAGCGGCAUCACCCAAUACCAUGGGCUCCCGCAGGGUACUAUACUGCCAGCUGUGCCCGCGGGUCUUCUUUUACCUCUCCGACCUUGAGCGCCAUGCCAUCACUCACUCACAGAAGAAGCCUCACGUUUGCCAGCAGUGUGGCAAAGCCUUCAAACGCUCCAGCCAUCUGCAGAGACACAAGCACAUCCACACAGGCCAGAGGAACUUCGUGUGCCCCAUCUGUGCCAAACGCUUCAGGGAGGCCGGCGAGCUCCAGCGCCACCAAAGGGUACACACCGGAGAGAAACCCUACCAGUGCCAACUUUGCCACACGCGCUUCGCCGAGCGCAACACACUACGCCGACACACCAAACGCAAACAUCCCUACCACCAAGUAGCCAUGGAAAUGCUGAAUGAGAGAAGAGACAGAGGAGGCGGUGGCGUACCUGGAGUGCGGGAGGAAGAGGAGAGUGCAGAAUGGUACAGCUCCACUGUGUCUAACUUAGAUAACUCAGAGUCUGAAAUGGAAACUUAAAGAGUUUGACUCCAAAUUGAAGGGAGUUACGUAUGGAGACGUUUUGGCAUGGUGAUCAUAUCUAACUCUGAUGACACACUAAACUUUCCUCAUCAAGUUACAUUCAAAGAAGGGAGCACUUGCAAUAUUUAGUUCAAUGUUUUUAAUGGUAAUUUAUUUAUAUGAAUGUAUGUUAUUCCCAUUCCAUUUAAUGGGCCAAAACUACAGCCUUCAAAGUCAUACAUGAUUUUGAAUUAGCUUUCCCUCUGCAAGAAGUUGCAUAUAUAAAAGGGAAAGUUCAUGCUUCAAAUCAUGGUUUUUAUGUGAGUUCAAAAUAUUAUUAAAUAUAAGACCGCUAACAUGCACCCAUGAAGUUGCAUUCCCAUACAAUCCAUGAUAAAACCCUGAAGUGCUCAGAAAAGAAUAACUUAUUUACUCUAAACUAUUCUCUGCUCUACUUGUAUAUAAAGAGUACUAUUUGUAAGAGCUGCACUAUCUUAUGUGAAAGAUGUAAUCUAUCUUUCUUACCGUCAGAGACACUGUGAGUCAUUUGCACUUGUUUUAUUUGAACUCAGUAUUCACUUUUUUUACAUUGUGAAUGAAGAUGCUUACUUUUUUGUUGCAGCUGUUGAUUUUAUGUGUUUAAUCCAUAUCAUGUAAGAGUUUGACCAAAUGUAUGAGUUAUUCUAACAUAAACACUAUAUUCAGACUGUUUGUUUUAUGUGAAUUAUGUUAACUUAUUUGAAUUAAACUUUGACUGUAAACUGUAACUGUAACCUUUGUCAUAUUUUUUUAUUUCAGUGUUCUUCCACUUUGUCGUCUUCACCAUACAGAUGUUUA
Xiphias gladius (swordfish) is the source of this 3822-nucleotide messenger RNA. RefSeq names its product zinc finger protein 236. The transcript has 3 exons. Lineage: Eukaryota; Metazoa; Chordata; Actinopteri; Istiophoriformes; Xiphiidae. Bases 268 to 3003 code for a protein of 911 amino acids. The record is from RefSeq and is a predicted model, not a curated record. Gene Ontology annotation, cellular component: nucleus.